Scomber japonicus (chub mackerel) is the source of this 1372-nucleotide messenger RNA. RefSeq names its product DNA replication and sister chromatid cohesion 1 (gene dscc1). Gene Ontology annotation, biological process: mitotic sister chromatid cohesion; maintenance of mitotic sister chromatid cohesion. The record is from RefSeq and is a predicted model, not a curated record. Bases 91 to 1263 code for a protein of 390 amino acids. NCBI's taxonomy places the organism in Eukaryota, Metazoa, Chordata, Actinopteri, Scombriformes, Scombridae. Gene Ontology annotation, cellular component: Ctf18 RFC-like complex; nucleus; chromosome, centromeric region. The transcript is spliced from 9 exons.
CUAAGUAAAGGGGAAAUUGUCACUGUUACUUAAAAGACUCGAGCAGGAUUCAUCUGUUUAGGUGUUAAGUUGCCGUUUAUCUUACCCAACAUGAGGACUUUGGAAGAGGUGCUGGCGACUCUGGAGAUCGCUAAACUGAAGGAAGAAGAUCUGCAGAAAACUAUUCACUGUCUGUCUUUUGGGAACAAUGUUUCAUCUUCAGACUACUGCCUGAUGGAGCUGGACGACACGCUGUGCAAACACAUAGAAGCUGGGCAAAGUCUGGUGAUUCGAGGGGAUAAGGAUGAGCGUGCUGUGCUGUGUAGUGGUGACAAAACCUAUGAUCUAAAAAUUGCCGACACAUCCAACCUGCUGCUCUUUGUGCCAGGAUGCAAAACACCUGACCAACUAACUAACAGCCAGGACAGCACUGAGGUGGCGCACACUCAGAUUUGGGGAUUUUGUAACAGUUACUGGGAACUGAGGAAACAGCGGCCCAAACUGAAGAAACUGAAGAAGAUUUUAAUGGAGAAUCCUUAUGAAGGACCUGCUUUUGGAGGACAGGAGGAAAACACAGACAACAGGUACACAAUGCAGGAUCUGUUGGAGAAGAUCCAGGCCAGUGAAGAAGAGAUACAGACCCACUUAGAGACCAUCCACGCCUGUCAGAUUGAUGGCUACUGGCGAGUGCUGGACUUUGACUACGAGAUGAAGCUGCUCGGUCAUGUGACUCAGCUGGUGGAUUCUGAGUCAUGGUCUUUCAACAAGGUUUCUCUUCAAACCAGUCUGGAAGAGUUAGCCCCACUGGAGCCCAUAGACAUGAUUGAGCACUGUUUAAACUGCUACGGCAACCGCUACACUGAAAAUGAUCAAGUGUUUUAUGCCCUGCAUGAGGAUAAAGUUUGUCGGGCCACGGCGUUACUGCUGCUACAGAAUGCUGUUAAGUUCAACCUGAGGGAGUUUCAGGAGGUCUGGCAGCAAAGCGUCCCAGACGGCAUGAGCACACAGCUGAACCAACUCAAGAGCUUCGCCCUGGUGGACCGCAGCUCCCGUCCAGAGACCAUCUGCCUGCUGAGGGUGGAAGAUCUCCCAGAAGACACGUUAGAGCGCUUUAACCAUCUCUUCACACUCAAAGAGAAAUGGACAGAGGAGGACAUCACACCGUACAUACAGGACUUGUGUGGAGAGAAACAGACCACUGGAGCCCUCCUCACCAAAUACGCUCGAUCUUCAAUGCAAAAUGGCAUCAAAGUCUUCAACUCCAGAAGGCCUGUCGCUACAUGAACAUAUCGACUGUCCAGUAUCGCCUUUACAUUUGAAAAAAUGAUGUGUUUAUAUGUAUCCUCUGUAACUAUUGCACUUACUGCAAUGUGUUAAAUUUCAAAGACAUUAA